This is a messenger RNA of Uncinocarpus reesii 1704, 2130 nucleotides long. RefSeq lists its product as uncharacterized. The record is from RefSeq and is a predicted model, not a curated record. The transcript is spliced from 3 exons. The coding region runs from base 1 to 2130 and encodes 709 amino acids. Lineage: Eukaryota; Fungi; Ascomycota; Eurotiomycetes; Onygenales; Onygenaceae. Gene Ontology annotation, biological process: transmembrane transport; fungal-type cell wall biogenesis.
AUGGUGCUGGUGCGCUAUUUCACCACCGCAACCUUGGGUUGGGCGCUAUUUUGCACUCCAACGCUCGCUGCCGACGUUUUAAAAACCAACGGGUUCGUCUCGUGCCUGGAUAAUACAGACAUCAAGAUCGAGAGACUUGACAUUAGUUUUGAUCGAUCGUCCAAGCAGAUUACCUUCGACGUCGCUGGCUCCAGCGGCAAAGAGCAGAAAGUGACUGCCUCGCUUGUCGUCAAUGCUUAUGGCCAGCGAUUCUCCCAGGAUUUCGACCCCUGUGAUGAUAAGACAAAAGUCGAAGCUCUGUGUCCAGUUCCCGCAAGAUCAUUCGCCGCAAAGGACACGGUACCGAUACCUGGCGAUUUUAUUGAUAAGAUUCCCUCUAUUGCAUUUUCGAUUCCCGACCUCCAAGCGCAGGCAACCUUGGAACUGAAAGCCCGAGAUGGAGGUAAACCCGUUGCUUGCAUCCAAUCCGUCGUUGGAAACGGCAAAACGAUCGAAACCCCUGCGGUUUCUUAUGUCGCUGUUGGCAUCGCUGGUGCCGCUCUCGCUUUAACUGGCGUCGGCGCCGCACUCGCAGGCGGAGCUCCAGGCGCCGCCGCAUCUGGACCCACAUUUGGAGAUGUGGUGGGGUGGUUCCAGUCGAUGGCUACCAACGGGAUGCUGAGCGUGGGCUAUCCGCCGGUGUAUCGAAGCUUCACGAAUAACUUUGGUUUCAGCACCGGCCUGAUCCCCUGGUAUCAGAUGCAGACGGCCAUUGAUGAUUUCAGAAACCGGACGGGAGGCAAUCUCACCAACAGCAAUGUAGACUUCUUAAGGAACGCGACCUUGGUUUAUGCCGACAGUUUCGGGCCGAAGCAGAAUGCAAAACGUGCUUUGAGCUCUAUUUUCAAUACUAUCCCGCUUGCGAUGCGCGAUAUCGAAAUCACCGAAAAUAAAGACUCCUCGGCUGACAGUGAAGGCGGAGUGAAUCACAUUGUGACCGGAUUCAAGGCCUACGCCGAACGGCUGACAAUCCCCGAAGCCAAUACGUUCAUGACUGUCCUCCUGAUCUUUGCCAUCGUUGUUGCUGCAAUCGCGGUUGGUAUCCUACUGCUCAAGCUCAUUCUCGAACUCUGGGCAAUGUGGGGCAAUUUCCCGAAGAAACUGGCAGGCUUUCGAAAACAUUACUGGGGACUUCUCAUUCGCACGAUCACCAACUUGAUUCUUCUGUUGUACGGUAUCUGGACGCUCUACUGCAUUUUCCAGUUCACCCACGGUGAUUCUUGGGCCGCGAAAAUCUUGGCUGGAGUCACACUAGCCAUCUUCACUGCCGUUCUUGGGUAUUUCACAUUUCGAAUUUGGCAAAUGGCUCAACGGUAUAAGAAGUCAGAUGGCGAUGCGAGCGGCCUCUAUGAAGACAAGGAAACGUGGCGAAAAUACAGCCUAUUCUACGACAACUAUAAAAAGGGGUAUUGGUGGAUCUUCCUUCCAAGCAUCGUUUAUAUGUUCGCCAAAGGAUGCAUUCUUGCUGCCGGUGACGGGCACGGUCUAGUGCAAUCUGGCGCGCAGUUAGUUGUGGAAGCCCUUAUGCUCACUCUGCUGCUAUGGGCCCGACCGUAUGAGACCAAAUCGGCCCAGUGGAUCAAUGUCACUAUUCAAGUCGUUCGUGUACUGUCCGUGGCGUGCAUCAUCGUCUUUGUCGAAGAAUUGGGAAUUGGAGAAACCACAAAGACUGUCACCGGAGUUGCUCUGGUCGUAGUUCAAUCCGUUUUGACUGGAAUCUUAGCUCUUCUCAUUGCUAUUAACGCGAUUAUUCUUUUGGUCCGGAAGAAUCCACACGUGAGGCGCCGAAAACAAACAGAAAAAUACGACCGUGACCUGGACAAUUUGACGCCCCUAGACGCCCGCAACUCUUUACUGAUGAAUUCGCGAAGUGAAAAUAAUGUCAACGACCCAGAAACCGGGAAACUAAACUUCGUCGGCCGCUACGAACCAUAUCGGGAUGUCCCACUCGGCGCCCCUGGACAUCACCCAUCAAAUAGUACCGACGGUUUGGUGGCUCACGCCGACUACGGCCACCAAAAACCCAACAAUAGUGACUCGGGCGAUCUUAGCAUGUAUUCAGAUUACAAUCGCGUCGGCAGAGCUUACUGA